AUGAAAGUAGAUUUACCAGAAUCCAGACUACCAUCUUUAUAUAGAGAUUUUAGGCCAUUGAAAGAUUUAAAUCCCGAUGGGUACGAAGCAAACAUCAGUACAUGGAGGGAUUUCUUCUUGCAACAAUACAUCAGCAACUCCAACAGAAUCAUAUUUACUAUAGGGACAAGGACUUUGCAAGAAUUAACUCAUGAAGUUUAUGGCGUACCGAAAAGCAUUGAUAUAGCAAUUGACGUUCUUGUUAAUGAAGGAAAUUUGAUACCUAUGGAAUUAUUCAAUCUUGGUGGAAUGUACACUGACAACAGUAGAAAAGGAUUUUGGAAGUGGGUUAGAAGUUGGAAGGAGUCUACAAACAUGUAUAAAAGCCGGAAGGAUGAAACAAAUUUCUACUUGAGAGAAGACAAAUUUAUUAUCAAAGCAAAUUUGGAAAAAGAGUAUCAAAGGUUUCAUGAAUUACUCAAAAGAAGUGUUUUUAUGGAGGCUUCAUCUAUUACAGAUUUAGUAUUCACAAGGAAUGAAUUUGUGACCACAGAAAGUUUGCAGUCGUUCUUUUCAACCUAUGAUGAAGAAACGAAAAACGUGUUCCUGCACUUUAUAGAGAAUUAUAAGCACAUAAUAGUUUCAAAAGACAAUGUUAUCAAAGUCAUUGCCGCUGAAGUAGAAGACAUUACUAGCAGGUUCUCCAAAGGCAUCACAGAAAAUGACCUUCGAAUUGCUAGUGUUAAAGUGGGUAUUAUAAACAUCAACAAACAAAUUACAAGGCUAAGAAAAGAAAUUAAUGAAUCUAACAUUAAACUGAGAGGACCAGAGUUUAAUGAGCUGCCGAAGAGAAUAAGGAUUGAAUAUAAACAGGCGAGAUUACUAUCUGAAAAACAUCUUUCUAGGUUACUAAAGUUUCAAAAUAACCUCGCUCAAGUAAGAACUCAAAUAGACACCAGUGCUACUAAUGCGGUUUUAAUUCAAACUUUAAGUGAAUCCAACGAAGUAAUUAAGUCAAUUAAUGGAUAUAUUGGUUCUACCGAAAAAGUAGAAGACUUACUAGAUGAGAUUAAAGAGGGUCAUGACCGUACCGAAGAGGUCAAUGAUUUAUUAGCUCAUUAUAAUAAAGGUCAAGACGAAGAAGCAGAAGAAGAAAUUGAAAGAGAAUUAGAACAAUUAGAACUUGAUGAAAAGAAUAAUAAUAAGGAAGAAAAUAAGAACCAGGAUUUGCACGAGCCAAAAGAAAGCAGUAGCGAGGAUCUAUUAAAGAGAUUGAAUAAUCUGAAGAUAAAUACAAAUGAAGGACCUGUGCAAGAUAAUGAAAACCACGAUAAUGAGAUAAGAAAAAUCAUGAUGGAAGAACAACCACGUUGA
This is a messenger RNA of Saccharomyces cerevisiae S288C, 1353 nucleotides long. It is a transcript of the gene CHM7, whose product is annotated as phosphatidic acid-binding protein CHM7. Gene Ontology annotation, biological process: vacuolar transport. The transcript has a single exon. NCBI's taxonomy places the organism in Eukaryota, Fungi, Ascomycota, Saccharomycetes, Saccharomycetales, Saccharomycetaceae. Bases 1 to 1353 code for a protein of 450 amino acids. The record is from RefSeq and is marked reviewed.